AUGAAAGAAUAUAAUUACUUUACCUUAAUACUCUGUGUUUGGGCAACUAUUAACAAUGCCAAAGGACAGUUAAAUAAUGAAGGCGGUGUAGUAGAAGAACGGUGGUCAACCAUCGGACCUCUUCGUUGUCCCCACGAGUUUGAUAGUGCAAUUGCAAAUACUAUACCGCACGAAACUGAUUGUGAUAAAUAUUACAUUUGUAAUAAAGGUAUUAAAGAAUUGAAACAAUGUCCGAAGAGUCAUCAUUAUAAUUCUCAAACGGGAAAAUGUGAGUGGGCCGUUGACGGGGAUUGUGAACAUACAACAACUGUAAAUCCAACGACAGAAGUAACUAGUACUACACUAUCCCCAACAACAGAAUUACCAUCAACGACUACUGAAGGGUGGACGUAUCCUCCAACUACUGAAACUACGACUACGACUACAACCGAACCCACUACUACGACAACAUACAAACCCACUAUUACGUCGACGCAUAAGCCAAUUACAACGUCCACUACCGAUAUUCCAACCGAACCACCAAUAACGACCCCAACCGAACAACCUCCUGCAACGACAUAUAAACCCACUACUAUAUGGACGCCUAAACCAACAACAACGACUACAACGGAACCUCCGCCACCAUCAUAUGAACCAACUGAGCCAACUACAACUGAAGCACCUAUCACAACAUAUAAACCUACUACUGCGUGGACGCCUAAACCAACAACAACGACAACAACGGAACCCCCUCCACCAUCAUAUGAACCAACUGAGCCAACUACAACUGAAGCACCUAUCACAACAUAUAAACCUACUACUGCGUGGACGCCUAAACCAACAACAACGACAACAACGGAACCCCCUCCACCUUCAUAUGAACCAACUGAGCCAACUACAACUGAAGCACCUAUCACAACAUAUAAACCUACUACUGCGUGGACGCCUAAACCAACAACAACGACAACAACGGAACCCCCUCCACCUUCAUAUGAACCAACUGAGCCAACUACAACUGAAGCACCUAUCACAACAUAUAAACCUACUACUGCGUGGACGCCUAAACCAACAACAACGACAACAACGGAACCCCCUCCACCUUCAUAUGAACCAACUGAGCCAACUACAACUGAAGCACCUAUCACAACAUAUAAACCUACUACUGCGUGGACGCCUAAACCAACAACAACGACAACAACGGAACCCCCUCCACCUUCAUAUGAACCAACUGAGCCAACUACAACUGAAGCACCUAUCACAACAUAUAAACCUACUACUGCGUGGACGCCUAAACCAACAACAACGACAACAACGGAACCCCCUCCACCUUCAUAUGAACCAACUGAGCCAACUACAACUGAAGCACCUAUCACAACAUAUAAACCUACUACUGCGUGGACGCCUAAACCAACAACAACGACAACAACGGAACCCCCUCCACCUUCAUAUGAACCAACUGAGCCAACUACAACUGAAGCACCUAUCACAACAUAUAAACCUACUACUGCGUGGACGCCUAAACCAACAACAACGACAACAACGGAACCCCCUCCACCUUCAUAUGAACCAACUGAGCCAACUACAACUGAAGCACCUAUCACAACAUAUAAACCUACUACUGCGUGGACGCCUAAACCAACAACAACGACAACAACGGAACCCCCUCCACCUUCAUAUGAACCAACUGAGCCAACUACAACUGAAGCACCUAUCACAACAUAUAAACCUACUACUGCGUGGACGCCUAAACCAACAACAACGACAACAACGGAACCCCCUCCACCUUCAUAUGAACCAACUGAGCCAACUACAACUGAAGCACCUAUCACAACAUAUAAACCUACUACUGCGUGGACGCCUAAACCAACAACAACGACAACAACGGAACCCCCUCCACCUUCAUAUGAACCAACUGAACCAACUACAACCGAAGCACCUAUCACAACAUAUAAACCCAUUACAACGUCGACGCAUAAACCGAAUACUACGACGACACAGAAACCAAGUACGACUGUACCCACUACGUCAAUUAGUACAACGGAAAGCACAACUCCGCAAUCAACAACCACGACAGAAAAACCCAUUUAUCCAACAUCAUGCCCCCGUGGUCUUUUCAAUAAACCAAUUGCCUUGCCACACGAAUGUGUGUGCAGUAAAUUUUAUGUCUGCGUCCUAGGCGUACAGAUUGCCAAAAAUUGUCCCAGCGGCUUGCAUUUUAAUGCAGUAACUAAAAAAUGUGCGUCGCAAGAAUCCGCUGGCUGUGCCAACAUUGCAGUAACUACACCUAAACCUACCGAGCCUACGACAUUGCCCCCAUCCCAAUGUCCAGCGCCCGGUACCUCUGAUAAAGUAACAUAUAUACCUCAUGAGAAGUAUUGCUUCCUUUUCUACGUAUGCACCGCGCAUGGAAAAGUAUUACGAAAAUGCCCGAAAGGAUUAUAUUUCAAUUCAAAAAUUGACGUGUGCGAUUGGCCAUGGAACGUAGAUUGCAAACAUAAGCCACAAACUACCACGACAGCAGCGCCUACCACUACGACAAAUAAACCGUUCCGUUGUCCAUCUUAUAAAGCUAAGCUUCCACACGAGAGCGACUGUUCUCUCUAUUACGAAUGUAAAAAUGGCAAAGCCAAAUUGCAGAAAUGCAGACGUAAGUUAUACUUCAAUGCCCAUAAAAACCGCUGCGACCGUCGUGAAAAUGUCGAGUGUGCCCACGAAAAGAAAUCCAGUGAAAAUUCCAUCGAUUUUUCGAUCGAAUUAUCGAAUGAAAUAGUAUAAGCAGAAGAUUUUCAACAUUACAGAUGACAUCACAUUUUUAUAAAUAGUUUAAUUAAUCACAAUAUUAAUGGCUGUUGUAACAUUGUAAAUUACAAUGAAUAAAUUAUAUUUGCAAUUA
Molecule: messenger RNA, 2872 nt
Organism: Ceratosolen solmsi marchali
Lineage: Eukaryota; Metazoa; Arthropoda; Insecta; Hymenoptera; Agaonidae
Product: mucin-2-like
Exons: 4
Coding region: 1-2754 (917 amino acids)
Cellular component (GO): extracellular region
Molecular function (GO): chitin binding
Source: RefSeq, a predicted model, not a curated record